This is a messenger RNA of Talaromyces stipitatus ATCC 10500, 1659 nucleotides long. RefSeq names its product cytochrome p450, putative. Gene Ontology annotation, molecular function: oxidoreductase activity, acting on paired donors, with incorporation or reduction of molecular oxygen; steroid hydroxylase activity; iron ion binding. The coding region runs from base 49 to 1659 and encodes 536 amino acids. The transcript has 6 exons. Lineage: Eukaryota; Fungi; Ascomycota; Eurotiomycetes; Eurotiales; Trichocomaceae. The record is from RefSeq and is a predicted model, not a curated record.
AUUCUUUUUCUAAAUGAUUUCAGUCUUCAACAGUGCACCUAACGUAUCAUGCUGAUUCUGUCCCCGGAGAGCAACACAAAUACCCUCUUCUGGAGAUUUCUACAUGAAGAACAUCAAAAUUCCAUGAUCUAUGUGCUAGAACUAUUGGUGUUAGGGUUUGUGGGUUGGCGAAUUUGGAGGUUUACACUGUCUCCGAUGAUCUAUCCCAACGAUCCCAAGGAACUACCCUACUGGAUACCAUUUAUUGGUCAUGGCCUCGAGUUUUUCCAUGACUCACAAGCCUUACUGGCCAAAGCAAGCAAUUACUUCGCCAAUUCAAAAGACCCUUUCGCAUUGACCGUCUUCGGCUCAAAACUAUACGUUAUAUCAGACUCGAAACAGACAAACGAAGUAUACAAAAACCUUGAAACACUCUCGUUCAUAGAGUUUGUCCAGGGACUUUUCAAGAUCAAUGGAGUCAGUGAAGCUGGUAUCAAGGCUGCAUACACGGACUUACCAGUCGACAAACCUGGUUUCCCGAAUCCUCAGGGGAAAUCACUUGGGGGCACACUCGUGCGGCAGAUGCAUAUCCACCAGCUGUACCCCGGAGAGAAUCUAGAUCAUUUAGAGGCUCGGUUUUUGGAGUACUUCGAGAAGAAUCUUACCCUACCCAUGCUAAGGACGGCAUGUGCGCCAUACUUACUUUCCCAGGAUGAUACUUCAGUCGACGUACCGCUCAUGCGUUGGUGUUCUGAAUACUUCGUCCGAGCUGGUGGAUUAGCUUAUUUCGGUGACAUGCUAGGCGCAAUUGAUCCAGAACUGGCGCCUACUUUUAUUGCAUUUGAUGAUCUCUCAUGGCAGGCUAUUUAUCAGUAUCCACGGUCCUGGUCCAAGGUUAUGAGCGCAAAGAGGGAUCAGACUCAGAGAGCUUUCAGAAAGUAUUUUGAGGUUCCUCAAAAUCUGAGGACGGGGGAUGCGUGGUUUACGAAGACUAUGGAGAAUGAAUUACGUGCUGUGGGGGUUGGGACUAAUGAUAUUGCCACAAUUCUGGUCACGCUGCACUGGGCUAUAAACACAAACACACGCAAAGUUGCCUUCUGGAUGCUGACAUACCUCCUCCACAACACUUCGUAUAUCGGACCACUCCGAAAAGAAACAGCUGCUGCAUUUGACGGAGACAAACCCGUCGACCUGGAGCAUCUUCAUAACAAUUGUCCAUUAUUGGAGAGCUUCUGGUUUGAGACAUUACGAAUGUCCUCGAAUGCUGCCUCUGUCCGGCUUGUGAAUAAGGACACUAUUAUAGGAAAUAGGGUCCUUCGUAAUGGCAACCGUAUCAUGAUACCGUACCGCCUCCUCCAUUUCGACGAAACCGUCCACGGCCCCGACGUCUACUCUUUCAAACCUGAACGAUUUGCAGGUGCGAAUGCCGAGAAAUUGACGCGAGGGGAUAUUUGGCGGCCCUUUGGUGGUGGGAAGACGAUGUGUAGUGGUCGACACAUAGCGAAGCGUGCCACGCUUAUGUUCUUGUCUAUAGUGCUCCGAAAGUUUGAUAUAGAGAUCCUCGGAGAGAGAAAUAUGCCUGCUCCGGACUUGGGGAGGCCGGUGCUUGGAAUUAUGGCUGUCAAAGAUGAUCAGGAUUAUACUGUGAGAGUUUCGGAGAGAAACCGGGUUUCGGAGUAA